This is a messenger RNA of Rhagoletis zephyria (snowberry fruit fly), 659 nucleotides long. RefSeq lists its product as uncharacterized. The record is from RefSeq and is a predicted model, not a curated record. NCBI's taxonomy places the organism in Eukaryota, Metazoa, Arthropoda, Insecta, Diptera, Tephritidae.
AAGGAGGUAAUUAAACCAGACUUUCCUGUUGUUACCUCAACAGGUGGCGAGGAUGAUGUUGCAUAUAAACCGAUCAAAUCCGGCAAGGCGCCGCAGCAGCGUAGCUAUCGUAAGCGUCGUAGUUCCGAAGAUUUUGAACAAGAUGAGACUGGUGCCGAUACGGAAGUCAAAAAGGUGCAUUUGACAAAUAAUAUUGAUGCGGAUUCCGACUUCAGCAUAGACUCGGCGACAGAUGACGAAAGCGAUGUGAAAAAAGAGGUUGAUGCGAAACCAACACAGAAGACAAAAGAAGUAUUAGCGGAAGCAAAUGCCACUUCAGUAGCUAUAAAUUUGGACGCCUUAAAGAAGGAAAAGUCAGAUAACCACUGUGCAAAAGAAAAUAAAAUGAACCAAACAGAUGAGGCAGUGUCAUCAGUCCCGGAGUCCACUGCACCUGUCGAUGUAAAGCCCAAAGUCAAAAGAGAUAAAAGUGAGAUAUGGAAAAAACGUACUGUGGGUGCACUCUUUGACGCGGCAGUCCAACGAUAUUAUGAGCGGAAAGCUGCAAGGAAUGCAUAAAUAAAUUAGCUAUAAAUAACUAGAGACAUUUUAAGUUUUUUAUUUUAAAUAUACUACAGGCAUAUGUACAUUAGGCUGCAUCACUCUCCAUACAAAAAAAA